ACCCAAGAUAUUUGUUGUGCUUAUUGUAAUAGGUAAAGGAAAAAACGUACUUAGAAACCGAGCAAAUAUACUUUGCGAAAUGUACCUUCAAAGUAGACCAUAUCACAAGAUACUACUGAAAUUAUAUAUUCGAAACCAUAUACAACCCAUAAAGAAGAAACUUCAGACUCCAUGCAUGUCAUAGGUGUGUGAAACUAGAAAAUCAAUACUAAUUUGUAACCCCACCAACCAGUCUAAGUUCCAAGGCCACGUUUUUCUUACAGAAAUGUAUUGAAGUGAAUUAUUAAAGUACAACAAAUAUUAAUACCCACAAGGUGAGCAGAAGCCGUACCAAUAAGAAAUUCCCAAAAUUAUCUAUCUCCUCUUUGUUGCUAUAAUAGUCCAAAAUAUACCUCUUGAAGGUCAUUGCAAGAUUCACAAAAUGGCAGCAAUAACUCUCUCUUUAACCCUUGCAGCAAAACCCGUUUCAUCAUCUUCUCCUUCUCCAUCAACCAAGGCUCCAUCUUUAUGUUCCUCCAGCUCACUUUUCUUCAACACCGACAAACCGCUCUUUCUGGGUCCUCUUACAACUACAAGAAAAGUAAGCAGGAAUAGCAAAAGGGGAUUUUCUUGUUACUCUUUAUUUGGGCUCGGAGUCCCUGAACUCGCCGUCAUUGCUGGUGUUGCUGCCCUUGUUUUUGGCCCUAAACAGUUGCCUGAAGUUGGCCGUACUAUUGGCAAGACUGUCAAGAGUUUCCAACAGGCAGCAAAGGAGUUUGAAACCGAGUUAAAAAAGGAGCCUGAUGCCCCUGCUCAGCCCCCAGUCGACAAGGCCAUAGAGGGUAGUCAAGAAGAGGAGCAAGAUGCUAAGGUUUCAAGCACCAAGGAGAGUUCAUAAAACCUUAAAUGCAGUUUGCCUCUAGCUACAGCUUCUAGUUAUUUACUGUUCCUAUAACACGUUUGUUUGUUGUAUUUGACUGCUAGUUGUGUUUGAUUUACAUUCUUGGUUUUUCCCUCA
Capsicum annuum is the source of this 997-nucleotide messenger RNA. Its product is annotated as sec-independent protein translocase protein TATA, chloroplastic. The coding region runs from base 422 to 877 and encodes 151 amino acids. Gene Ontology annotation, cellular component: membrane. The record is from RefSeq and is a predicted model, not a curated record. The transcript is spliced from 2 exons. Lineage: Eukaryota; Viridiplantae; Streptophyta; Magnoliopsida; Solanales; Solanaceae. Gene Ontology annotation, biological process: protein transport by the Tat complex.